This is a messenger RNA of Canariomyces notabilis, 282 nucleotides long. RefSeq names its product ankyrin. Gene Ontology annotation, molecular function: protein binding. The annotation marks the transcript as partial. NCBI's taxonomy places the organism in Eukaryota, Fungi, Ascomycota, Sordariomycetes, Sordariales, Chaetomiaceae. The record is from RefSeq and is a predicted model, not a curated record. The transcript has a single exon.
UUGAUCGAUGGGGUCUCCAUCCACGAAAAAACGAAAGAUGGAGAAACGGCACUGCAUCUUGCCGCGCGCAAAGGCCAUUUCCGUGUGCUCAAACUCUUGGCAUCCCAAAGUCCGGUUCAUGUCCUGAAUGCGAAGGAUAAGAAUGGAUGGACCGUCGCGCACCGUGCCAUUAGUUCUGGGAACGACGAGAUGUUUCUUUGGCUCACAAAGCACCCGCUGAUUGACCUUGGCCUACGGGACAAACACGGACGUCGACCUGUCGCCUUUGCCGCAGCGUAUGGC